AUGGCUCAGAGAAAUGACAGUCAACAGUUCACUAAUCAUGGUUUUCGGAUGCCAAGAUUCGGCAGGGGAAGAGAUGACAUAAACAGCAGGGCUUCCCAGGUCGUCAACUGUUUGUUGAAAAUAUACAAAUCAACUCUUAAAAUUGCGACAUGGAACGUAAGAAGUAUGUACGAGCCUGGAAAGUUAAGAAACAUAGAGCAGGAGAUGGUGCGACUAAAGAUUGAUGUUGUUGGAAUAAGUGACACAAGAUGGAUUGGUUCGGGUGAACUUAGUACAGAAAAUGGACGAGUUUACUACUCUGGCAAUGAUGACACUCAACACCGCUAUGUAGUGGCCGUAAUUCUUGACAGAAACGUAGUAAAAUCAGUAACAGGCUUGAUACCAAUGUCCGAAAGAGUUAUGUUGCUACAACUGAUGACAACUCACGGAAAACUAAACCUAAUACAAAUUUAUGCUCCUACAGCUGACAAAAACGAAGAAGAGUUAGAAAACUUUUAUAGUGACCUUCAAAAGACAUUACGACUAACUGCAUCUAGAGAUAUAACAGUAGUUAUGGGUGAUUUUAAUGCUAAAAUCGGCGAAGGAAGAUGUGACUCUACAGUAGGGCAGUACGGACUUGGUGUACGCAACGAGAGGGGCGAUCGUCUUGUUGAAUUCUGUCAAGAAAAUAAUCUUGUGGUAACGAAUACGUUUUUCAAACUUCCCAAGAGACGUCUGUAUACAUGGAAAUCACCAGCUGACAAAGACAACAACAUCGUCAGAAAUCAGAUCGAUUACAUCCUAAUAAAACACAGAUAUCGAAACGCAAUAAAAACGAUCAACGCAAACUUAGAAAAAGCCACCACCAAAUCUCAGCAAAAUGAGGAAAGCGCAGAACAACAAUGGCAGUUCCUUGAAACAGCACUUAUAGAACCAAGUAAAAAGGAACUUAUAACAAGCAAACAUAAGAAAGAAGAUUGGAUGACAGACGGAAUCUUGGAGUUAAUGGAUGAAAGAAGAAGAUGCAAGUCAAAUAACAACAUUCGAUACAAGCAGCUACAAAUCCAAAUAAGGCGAAAAAUAAGAGAAGCAAAAGAAACAUACUUCUCUGAUAAAUGUAAGGAGAUAGAAGAUUUACAAAACAAGUAUGACAACUUUAAUCUAAACAAGAAGGUCAAAGAGCUCGCGGGAAUGAAUAAAAGAAAUACUUCAAAUAUACUCCUCGACAAAGAAGGAAAUAUCAUAAUGGAAACUGAACAAAAACUAGAGCGAUGA
Molecule: messenger RNA, 1254 nt
Organism: Harmonia axyridis
Lineage: Eukaryota; Metazoa; Arthropoda; Insecta; Coleoptera; Coccinellidae
Product: craniofacial development protein 2-like
Exons: 2
Coding region: 1-1254 (417 amino acids)
Biological process (GO): chromatin remodeling
Cellular component (GO): nucleus
Molecular function (GO): catalytic activity
Source: RefSeq, a predicted model, not a curated record